Messenger RNA from Planococcus citri (citrus mealybug), 1183 nucleotides. Its product is annotated as replication termination factor 2-like. The transcript is spliced from 4 exons. NCBI's taxonomy places the organism in Eukaryota, Metazoa, Arthropoda, Insecta, Hemiptera, Pseudococcidae. The record is from RefSeq and is a predicted model, not a curated record. The coding region runs from base 139 to 1065 and encodes 308 amino acids. Gene Ontology annotation, biological process: mitotic DNA replication termination; site-specific DNA replication termination at RTS1 barrier. Gene Ontology annotation, cellular component: nucleus.
AAGGUUUUUUAUCAAAAAAAAAAAAUUACUACAACUUUUCUGCGAAAAGUUUCCAAUAGUUUUUAGUAAUUUUUAAAAGAAAUUUGGGAUAUUUCACCCAUUUUUAUUUUCUAAAAGGUGCAUAUUACUCCAUAAAUCAUGGGUUGUGAUGGUGGUACAAUUCCCAAGCGAGAUGAACUUGUCAGACUAAAAAAGAAACCAGAACAAAAAGAUAAAGUAUCCGAGUUAUCAUUCCGUUGGCAACAUUGUGCAAUAAGCCACGAACCUUUGCGAAAACCUAUAGUAGCUUGUGGAUUAGGUCGACUUUACAACAAAGAUACGGUGAUCGAAAAACUCCUCGAUAAAACUAGUAAACCGGAGUCCAUCUCACAUAUUAAACGUUUAAAGGAUGUGAAAGAUUUAAACUUGACGGAAAACCCAGCUUACAAAGCCGAAGAUGAAAAAGGCGAUAAUCGCGUCGAUCGUCAGACUGCACCUUACAUCUGCCCUGUUUCUGGUUUAGAAAUGAGUGGAAAAUUCAAAUUUUGUUUCUUCUGGAGUUGCGGUUGCGUUUUAGCUGAACGAGCUAUUAAACAAUUUCAAGAGAAAUCGUGUCUCAAAUGUCAGGCCCCUUACACCGAUGAUGAUAUUGUUAUCAUGAACGCUGCUGAUCAGGAUUUAGAAUCGAUGAUUUCUAGGAAUAAAUUACGUCAAAAAUCCAGCAAAAAAGUCAAAGUCAAGGUAGAGCCUAAUGACGAACCUGUAGCAAGUACGAGUUCUACAAUUUGCGAACCAAUUAAAGUAAAGAAAGAAAUCGAAGAUGAAAAAUUACCCGUUGAGAAACCUACUGAAAUGAAACGGGAAAAAGGGAAUUCUUCUGUUACACCAAUAGCUGCUGCAACUAACUCGAGUAAACGAUCUUUAGAAGGAAUGUGUGAUCCUGCGUAUAAGAAGACGAAACAAUCGUACAGAGUUUCAAAAGAUUCCAAAGCAACUGAUGUUUUCAAAUCUUUGUUCACUUCUCAUGAAAAUGCCAAAUCUCAGACUAAAGCUCACUGGGUCACGUAUAAUCCAUUUUAUAAUUAAUUUCAAUAGUUUCGUUUGUAUAGUUACCUUUAUUUAAUGUAGAUAUUAUUAAUUUUUGUGAAUGCAACCUAUCUUCAAUAUCCACGUUCUAAAUUUUAAUAAACUUUGAGUGUGAAUA